This is a messenger RNA of Brugia pahangi, 2031 nucleotides long. The record is from the annotation of a GenBank genome assembly. Lineage: Eukaryota; Metazoa; Nematoda; Chromadorea; Rhabditida; Onchocercidae.
AUGUGGCGUGCGCAAGUUACCGUAAAUCUAACGCAAAAUGAGAAGUUAAAGCAGCAAGAGGGAGGAGUAGAUGAUUGGGAUACGGACCCAGACUUUAUCAAUGAUGUAAAUGAAAAAGAAAGUCGCUGGGGUGCGAAGACUGUUGAAGGAUCUGGUCAUUUGGAAUCGGUUUCAUUAGAUCAGUUACGUAAAGAUGUAAUUAAAAGCGACGGUCUGAUAAAAGCCAAAAAAGCAUCAGAAAUGCCAAAAGCAAGUGAAGGAUAUGGUGGCAAAUUUGGCGUGCAGAAGGAUCGCAUGGAUAAGUGUGCCAAAACAUGGGAAUACGCUGGGAAGGUAGACAAACAUUCAUCGCAGAAAGAUUACGCUAAAGGUUUCGGUGGGAGAUAUGGUGUUGAAUUGGAUCGGAAGGAUAAAAGUGCUCAUGGUUGGGAUGAAAAGAUGGCUCUUUCUAAACAUGGAAGUCAAAUAGAUUAUGCGAAAGGUUUUGGUGGAAAAUAUGGAGUUGAAGUUGACAGGAAAGAUAAAAGUGCACUUGGUUGGGAGGAACAGGAGAAACUUCCACAACAUGAGAGCCAAACAGAUUAUAAGAAAGGUUUCGGUGGAAAAUUCGGUGUUCAAGAAGACCGCAAAGAUAAAAGUGCACAUGGAUGGGAAGAACGUGAAAAACUACAGCAGCAUGAAAGCCAAAUAGAUUACAAGAAGGGGUUUGGUGGUAAAUUUGGUAUUCAGGAAGAUCGUAAAGAUAAAAGUGCAAUUGGCUGGGAUGAGCAUGAAAAGUUAGCCACCCAUCAAAGUCAAGUAGAUUAUAAAAAAGGAUUUGGGGGAAAAUUCGGUAUCCAAGAGGACAGAAAGGAUAAAAGCGCUGUUGGUUGGGAUGAUUAUGAAAAAUUGAACAAACAUGAAAGCCAAACAGAUUAUAAAAAAGGUUUUGGUGGUCGUUUUGGUUUACAAGAAGACAGACAGGAUAAAUCGGCAAUAGGCUAUCAGCAGUAUGAUGAUCUUGUUCAACAGGACAGCGAGAACUAUGCUAAAGGCAACAUUCAAAAAGAACAAACACCGAAGAAGAAUGCUGUACCUGUUACACCAAAAGGAAUGGCUUUAAAUUUACGUGCUAAAUUUGAACAACUUUCAGUUGAUGAGAAUGACGAAAAAGUGCAGCAAGAGCGUGAACGUCGAAAACGGGAAGAUGAAGAACUACGCAAGCAAAGGGAAAAGGAGGAGGAAGAAAGACAGAAAAAAAUCGCUGAGGAGUGGAGGCGACGUGAAGAACUAGAGCAACAGAUGGAUCCGGAAGCAGUUAGAGAAGAAAUACGGAAGCAUGAGCAGUUGCACCAUACUGGAGGCGCUCCUAAACGACAUUCUCGUGCUCCAGCUGGAGCCGUAGCUAUAAUGCCUGGAAUAGCUGGAUCUCCUGCCAAACGUGAAACUUCUAUUGAGCUGCAUAAAAAUAUCGUUACAUCGGAGAAUUCUCCACCCCAACCUGUCAAAUUGCCACUUUUCAAUCUUUCAUCUAAUAAACUUUUCAACGGAAUGGAACGUUAUGCUCCACAUAAUGUUGAAAGGAGUGAAAAUGUCCAAAAUUGGAAUAAUGAAUUGCAGAACAACUUUGCACACUUAUCAGCUCACUCAGAGACAAAAGGAUUAACAACUGAAGAAGGAAUGUUAAGUGGAAAUAGGUAUGAUGUAGUACCGGGAGAUAACGCAGUACCGCCACCAGCACCUAUAACGCAGUCGCUACUAUCGGAGACGGUUACUGAGUAUAAUGAAAGACAUGAUGAGUCUUCUUUAGAGAGAGGACAAUCGAAAAUAAUAGCGGUAAGUGAUCCACUUUCAUCACCAACGCACCCACUUAGUUCUACAGGUCUUACAGCUGUUGCUAUUUACGAUUAUCAGAAGCAAGACGAUGACGAAAUCAGCUUUGAUCCUGAUGAUAUCAUCACCAAUAUUGAUCAGGUUGAUACUGGUUGGUGGCGGGGGCUUUGUAACGGGCAAUAUGGUUUGUUUCCAGCAAAUUACGUCGAAUUGCGAUAG